GCUGGAGGACUGUGACCCGGGGCCACCUACCAGGCCGGGCCUCCCUGCUCCUGACUGAUAGUCACACACACAGUUCCACUGCUGGUAUCGUAACAUGGGGAACCUACUGAAAGUUUUGACAUGCACAGAUCUGGAACAGGAGCCCAAUUUUUUCCUCGAUUUUGAAAAUGCCCAGCCCACAGAUGCAGAGCGAGAGGUGUGGGACCAGGUGGACGUAGUGCUGAAGGAUGCAAAAGGGAUCCUGGACGAGCUGCAGGCGUACAAGGGAGCGGGGCAGGAGAUCAGAGAGGCGAUCCAGAAUCCAAGUGAUGAGGCGUUACAGGAGCAGGCGUGGGCGGCUGUGGUUCCCUUAGUGGGGAGACUGAAGAAGUUCUAUGAGUUCUCCCAGAGAUUAGAGGCGGCGCUGCACAGCCUCCUGGGAGCUCUGACCAGCGAGUCUUACGACGACCCCACUCAGCACCUGGAGCGGGAGCAGGCGCUGGCCAAGCAGUUCGCAGAGAUCUUGCACUUCACACUGCGUUUUGAUGAACUCAAAAUGACAAAUCCUGCCAUUCAGAAUGACUUCAGCUACUACAGGAGAACACUGAGCCGCAUGCGGAUCAACAACGUACCGGCGGAGGGUGAAAACGAAGUCAACAACGAACUGGCCAAUCGGAUAUCUCUGUUUUACGCCGAUGCCACGCCCAUGCUGAAGACAUUAAGUGAUGGCACAACGAAGUUUGUGUCAGAGAACAAGAACCUGCCCAUCGAGAACACGACAGACUGCUUAAGCACAAUGGCGACAGUGUGUAAAGUCAUGUUGGAAACGCCGGAGUACCGUAGCCGAUUUACUAGCGAGGAGACGGUGUCUUUUUGCCUCCGGGUCAUGGUCGGAGUCAUCAUCCUGUACGACUACGUCCAUCCUGUGGGAGCUUUCGCCAAGUCGUCCAAAAUUGAUAUGAAAGGCUGCAUCAAAGUCCUCAGAGAUCAGCCUCCGAACAGUGUAGAAGGCCUUCUCAACGCUCUCAGGUACACAACCAAGCAUCUGAAUGAUGAAUCAACCAACAAGACUAUCAAGAGCAUGCUGCAGUAGGACUGAGCUGCUACAGCUGCUUGCCUCACACCCUGCUGGGGGGAGACACGACUCUCCUGACUGAUGUCGGUGCACAGAAUGUUUUUUUUUUUCUCUUGGCUUUUUUUUUUUUUUUAUUUUUAAAUGAAAAAGAGCUAUAGCUCCGCCCUCUUUUAUAUUGCAAAAUGCUACUGCCAUUAUGAACGUCUUUUUCUGUGCCAAAAAGAUGUUGCUGUAAUGUUUUCGAAAGAAGGCCAUGCAUCUAUGGCAGCUAAUGAAAGCAUUGUGGAUCCUCUGGUGUUUUUAAAAAAUAUCUUGUUUUUCCCUAUAUAAGGGACGGGAGUGCUUUGACUUGAAAAUUUAAAAAAGAGAGAUAUAUAGAGAAGUAUAUAUUAUUUUUGUUUGAUUCGUUAUUUAAUAUUACAUCUUCUGCAUGAUGAAAAUUGUCUUUUCCUUCUAUUUAAAAAAAACUAAUGGUUCAGUUUCAUUUGUCUGCUCGGUUGUGCAUUAUUACUUGUUUUGUUAUUGAAAUGGUACUUGUCAAAAUGAGAUUUAAGAGUACUGUUUUUAUAUUUUUUAUAGGUUUUAAUUUUGUGCAUAUGUCUCUUUUUUCAUAGUUGUGUUGUAUUUUUCAUUUGAAAACUUAAAACUGUGAUUUGUGCAAAAUCAAAUUAAAAUUGGGAUUCUGUACUGUAAAUGAACAGUAUGUUGUGGCUGGAGAAAUUAAAAGGAGAAGUCUUGUUUUCUACAA
Messenger RNA from Seriola dumerili (greater amberjack), 1802 nucleotides. It is a transcript of the gene cyribb, whose product is annotated as protein FAM49B. Bases 95 to 1072 code for a protein of 325 amino acids. Gene Ontology annotation, molecular function: small GTPase binding. The transcript has 11 exons. Lineage: Eukaryota; Metazoa; Chordata; Actinopteri; Carangiformes; Carangidae. The record is from RefSeq and is a predicted model, not a curated record. Gene Ontology annotation, biological process: regulation of actin filament polymerization; positive regulation of T cell activation.